AAUGGUGUUAGAGGACUGAUGUUAGACAUGUAUGACUUCUUGAACGACAUCUGGUUAUGCCAUUCCUUCGGUGGCAACUGCUACAAUUUCACUGCCUUCCAACCUGCCAAAAACGUGCUCGAAGAGAUCAAAAACUUCCUAGAAUCAAAUCCUUCAGAAGUCAUUACCAUAUUCAUCGAGGACUACGUCACUUCCCCUCAAGGCCUGACCAAAGUAUUCAAUGCUUCCGGCCUCUCCAAGUACUGGUUCCCUGUAUCAGAAAUGCCCAAGAACGGUGGAGACUGGCCUCUGCUCAGCGAUAUAAUCAGUAAGAACCAAAGGUUACUGGUCUUCACUUCCAAGAAGAAAAAGGAGGCUUCUGAAGGAAUUGCUUAUGAGUGGAACUAUGUGGUUGAAAACCAAUAUGGUGAUGACGGCAUGAAAUCAGGUUCGUGCCCUAAUAGAGCUGAGUCAUCCCCAAUGAACACGAGCUCAAAGUCCCUUGUUCUUGUAAACUACUUUCCGGAUAAUCCAAACAGUACAGCUGCUUGUGCGGAGAAUUCAGCUCCCCUUGUCAGCAUGCUUGAUACUUGUCACGCUCUUUCAGGAAACCGUUGGGCCAAUUUCAUUGCUGUAGACUUCUAUAAGGAAAGCGAUAGUGGAGGAGCACCAGAGGCAACUGAUAUUGCAAAUGGACACAUGGUUUGUGGCUGUGACAAUAUUGCUUAUUGCAUUGAAAACGCCACAUUUGGCACGUGUAAAGCUGCUCCUCCGCCGAAAGCAUCCGUAGGAGGUAAUCCUUCCUCCAAUCAAUUCCCGCAGCAUCGCUCAGAUGCCUGCUUAACUAUAAGUUCUGUAUCAAGUUUUUUCUUCAAACUUACCGUUAUUCAUUCUUUUCUCCUUAUAAUUUAGUGACGCAUGUAUAUUUUAUUUGCCAAUUUUUACCAUUUAUUUGCACUGAUGAGAACUUGCUGAAAUAAUGUAUAUUAUAGGAGCUAGGGAGUUUUCGUUCAGUAUGAGAACUUCUCUUCCCAUGCA
Messenger RNA from Dendrobium catenatum, 1017 nucleotides. RefSeq names its product PI-PLC X domain-containing protein At5g67130. The record is from RefSeq and is a predicted model, not a curated record. Gene Ontology annotation, biological process: lipid metabolic process. Lineage: Eukaryota; Viridiplantae; Streptophyta; Magnoliopsida; Asparagales; Orchidaceae. Gene Ontology annotation, molecular function: phosphoric diester hydrolase activity.